Messenger RNA from Brassica napus (rape), 657 nucleotides. RefSeq lists its product as uncharacterized. The record is from RefSeq and is a predicted model, not a curated record. Bases 1 to 657 code for a protein of 218 amino acids. NCBI's taxonomy places the organism in Eukaryota, Viridiplantae, Streptophyta, Magnoliopsida, Brassicales, Brassicaceae. The transcript is spliced from 2 exons.
AUGGCAAAUAAUGGUGUUCCCUUCCAAGUUCCAUUGCUCACUAAAAGCAACUAUGACAAUUGGAGUCUUAGGAUGAUGGCUAUCUUAGGAGCACAUGAUGUGUGGGAGAUAGUCGAGAAAGGCUUCGUUGAACCGGAGAAUGAUGGUGGUUUAUCUCAAACACAAAAGGAUGGAUUAGAUGAAGAUACAUUUGAGAAGGUUGCUGGAGCAAAGACAUCCAAAGAAGCAUGGGAGAAGCUUCAGACAUCUUACAAGGGAGCGGAACAAGUUAAGAAGGUACGUCUUCAAACUCUAAGAGGAGAAUUUGAAGCAUUACAAAUGAAGGAAGGAGAACUCAUCUCAGAUUACUUCUCAAGAGUCUUGACGGUUACUAAUAACCUAAAAAGAAAUGGUGAGAAGUUAGAUGAUGUAAGAAUCAUGGAGACAGUUCUUAGAUUAUUGGAUUCGAAAUUCGAACACAUUGUUACCGUGAUUGAAGAGACAAAAGACUUGGAGACUAUGACAAUGGAGCAACUUCUUGGAUCACUACAAGCUUAUGAAGAAAAGAAGAAGAAGAAAGAAGAUAUUGUGGAGCAAGUUCUCAAGAUGAGAAUUGAUCACAAGGAAGAAAGUGGCCGAAGCAAUCUAAGACGUGGUGGCGGUCAUUUCCGAAGAUGA